This is a messenger RNA of Arachis stenosperma, 2470 nucleotides long. Its product is annotated as exocyst complex component EXO70B1-like. The record is from RefSeq and is a predicted model, not a curated record. Gene Ontology annotation, biological process: exocytosis. The transcript is spliced from 2 exons. Bases 210 to 2099 code for a protein of 629 amino acids. Lineage: Eukaryota; Viridiplantae; Streptophyta; Magnoliopsida; Fabales; Fabaceae. Gene Ontology annotation, molecular function: phosphatidylinositol-4,5-bisphosphate binding. Gene Ontology annotation, cellular component: exocyst.
GAUGCGGAUCAAACGUAUGGGUAACUCCAUUAUUGCCAAAAACAAACAGAAUAGAGUUGAAGUUGUUAUUUACUCUAACUCCACUCAUCAUUAUUGCCACUACUACCCAAAUAAACAGUGAAGUGUGACAGCACCUAUUUGCAUUUGGUCCCUUUCCUGUGUGUCUUCCUCCCCUAACAAUUUCUUACUUCUUCUGAUCACAUUUCACAAUGAACAGGAUGCUUAGACCCUUGCUCAAUCAAAUCCAUAGCUACCUAAUGCAGCCACGUAUAUGGAGAUUACUGGGUUUCGCAUCAACCCUUAUUGGAUUCAUAUGCUACGCUCUCAGCUCCUCCUUCUACCAACUCUUCGGAAGUUGGACCUUGUUCAAAAUCGUUGCUUAUAGCAUUUUCAGUAUCAUCAUUUGUCUCACAAUUUUGUUUCCAAAAUUAUGGCAACAAUUAAGAGGCCUCAACUUUGAAGCACACAUGGCCUUCUUCGUCUUGACCAUCACCUCUGUCUAUUCAUACUUUUCCGAUAAAGCGAUGAAAGGGAAACCAGAUGCUUAUAGCGUAACAUCCUAUGCUGCUUUUGCCGUUACAUCGCUUAGCUUGCAAAGACAGAAUGCACCGGCCAAAAACCGGAAUCAAAGAUUCCAAGAUAAGCAUCAUCUUGUCGUUCAAGUGAAUAUGAAUCCGUUGCAAGUCAAUAAUAAUAUUAAUAGCAAUCUUGUUAGCAGUAAUAUCCCUCAAAAAGCUCAGCAGCCGGAUGAACACGUGCCUGUCGAAGCGAAUAUCUUGCCGAGCAUGGAGGAGCGUAGAUGGGCUAAUUUGGCUGUUGUGAACAUGCUUAAGUGUAAUUUGAACAAAUACAUUCAAGAUAAGGUUCACCGGAUUCCAGAGAUACUAAUCAAUGAUCAUAACUUCCUGAUUGACGAGCUUCCAUCACAAUUAGUUAGUGACCUUCAUGAAAAAGUGAAGUUCAUGGUCCGAACCGGGUUCGAGAAGGAGUGUAUGGACCAAUACUGCACUUGGAGGAGAGAGUUCUUAGAUUUGGCGGGGAAGGAGCUUAGUAUACAAGAAAUCGAAGAGAAGAGAAGGAUUAAGACUUGGAUUAAAGUUUCCAAUGUUUCUCUCAAGAUAUUGUUUCCUAAUGAAAGGAGACUCUGCGAUCGCAUCUUCUUGGGUUUUCCUUCUGUCGCUGAUUGUUCUUUCGCGCAGAUUUGCGGAGAAUUCACCACUAAUCUGCUAGAUUUUGCCAAUGGUUUUGCCAAUGGUAGCCAUAUGCUUAAUCUUUUGCCCAGUGUCCUCCAAGUGUUCGGUGUAUUGCAUGAACUGAUACCAGAGUUUGAGUCAGUGUUUUUGGACCAAUUCAGUGUAUCGCUUAGGAGUGAAGCAGCGACGACCGGAAGGAGACUAAGGAAAGCAAUCAACGGGAUGUUCAUGCAGCUUGAGAAGUUGAUAAAUUGUGAUACAUCACAAGUAGCUUGUACUGGAGGUAUUUGCCCUGUUACCGUGGAAGUGAUGAACCAUCUUAGUGCUGUUGGAGAGUUUGGGUCUUCUUGGCUUUCUGCGGAGGUAACUAGAAUAAUUGCAUUGUUGGAAAGCCAUCUGGAAGCCAAGUCCAAAGAUUACAGCAACCCUGCUUUGGGCUUUGUUUUCUUGAUGAAUAAUGAGAGGUACAUUGAAAAGAAGGCAAAACAGUAUCAAUUGGAUAAGAUUUUGGGCAAUCAUUGGAUCCGACAAAGGGCUGCUAAAGUCCGAGAAAACUGUGAACACUACAGGAGAAGCUCGUGGGAAGAGGUCUUAGGGUUUUUGAAACUUAGCACAGAGCAAAUUGAAGAAGCAGAGUCCAUGAAGAAGAAGCUCAAUCUGUUCAACUUGCGGUUUAAGGAGAUAUGGAUGGAUCAAAGUGCAUGCUUUAUGCAUGAUGAAGAGCUAAGGGAAGAGAUAAUAGCAUCGCUGAGAAAGAUAUUGUCUCGUACCUAUGGAUUGUUCAUUUGGAGUUUCAACAGGAUACUUGGUAAGGAUGCUCAUGAGUGUAUCAGGUAUUCAGUGUUAGACAUUGAAGACCUACUGAAGGAUUUAUUUGGCUGGAGAGAUGAACAACUAGCAGAAUGAAAGAUUAAGUAAGAACUUUAUGGAUAGUAUACCUUCAGAUCUAAGGAUUCUCAAAUUCUAGAUCAAUCAUUUGCCUCCAAUGGCAAUGUGCAAUUGGAUCAUUGAUGCAGUACCAGGGAGCUCAUCAUUAUCAAUAUGAAAUGCUGAAAAAUAGGGUUCUUGGGUAGCUGACUAUGUGAUGUAGUCAGUGGUAACAAUUAGUAUAAAAUAAUAGUCUGAUUAAAUAAAUAAGGUACAACCCCGCUUAGAAUUCUUGGACAUUCGGAAGUAGUUAUACAUGAUUGUAUAGGGAUAGGAUUUCAGUGAUUAUGUUAUUUUGUUAUUUCAUUGAUUGCUCUACUUGAUGCUUGUGUAUUAUGUUGUGUUUUUUU